AAGAGACGGGCGUCGGGAGGGGAAUUUCGUUGCACGAGUUGCCAUGGAGAACGAGGGGAUGGGAGUUGCCAAGGUGGAGCCGGAGGGGGCGUGAGAUGCGAAGCGAGGAGGAUCGGGGAAUUGGUGGAUAAUUUGGCUUCCUGUUUAGAGGUGUCUAUUGAGAAUCGCUGCGAAUUUUAGGGGUGAAAAAAAAUGGGCAAUGGAGGAGAAUUUGAGCUAUCGCAGGAGGUGGUGUCGGUGCUUCCCUCUGAUCCGUACGAGCAAAUAGAUAUCGCUAGUCGUAUCACGGCUAUGGCUGUGUCGACUCGCGUGUCAAAACUGGAAACAGAAGCCGGGAAGCUGCGCCAGAAGAUGACUGAAAAGGAGCACGUCAUUCAUGGGUUGCAGGAGCGUAUUUCGAAGGCCACAGGUGCCUUGCAAGAACAAAGUGCCAAGCUUUCGCAUUCUGAAGCCGAACAGGUGAAGCUGGUCAAUGAAAAGAACGCACUUGCAACUCAAGUGAAAAAUUUGUUGCGUGAUGUUGCAAAGUUGGAGACAUUUAAACGGGCGCUUAUGAAGUCCCUUGAACAGGAGGAUGAGAACCCCCCGGCAAAUUCAGCAAUGUGGAAGGCAUCACAGGCGGAGACAACUGUGGCUAGGACCCAACUUUUAGAGGAUGCCGAUCACUCUGCAAAAGCGUCACUCCAACACCAGGACGAGCUUGAUUUUAAUUCGGGAGGUGGAACUACACGGCCGAAGUCACAGAGUGCACACACUUCACCGAAGCAAAUCAUGCGAGGAAUAGAUUCCGCACGAGGAUCGAUGACUCCGCGGCUGACCCCACUACACACAUCAAUGACCUCACCCCAGCCUAAGCCUAAGAAAGAAGCUUUACCUCGUGCAUCUGUGACCCAGAUUCCUUCUUCCCUGCCAACCAGCGGAUCAAGCUCUCCAAAUUCUGGGCAUGAAACAUCUCGCACAGCUCGACUUGAUGGCAAGGAAUUUUUCCGUCAAGCCAGGAGUCGGCUGUCGUAUGAAAAAUUCAGCUCAUUUUUGGCCAAUAUUAAGGAGCUCAAUGCACACCGGCAAACAAGAGAGGAAACUCUGGCAAAAGCGGAGGACAUCUUCGGUCCAGAGCAUAUGGACCUCCACAGUGCCUUCGAAGAAGUUCUUAGUCGGCAUCUCUCUGCGUAGGUCAUCGUUUUCAACACUGAGACCGACCAACUUAAGAUUUCGAGAGUGUCCGAAGCGUUGCUCUAGUCAUCACACGCUGAGCAGGUCGCAUCGGAGGGAAAAAACCCACGUACGCUUUCAUGUAGUUGAAUGCGAGGUUCUACGUCAUUGUCAUCAAAGCCGCGACACUGAAUUCAUCAUAGAGACUAACCCUGCCGGAAGGUGACUCCAGCCCUAAUUACUCAUUUAUGCAUCUAUUUGAGGGCUAGAAAGUCGUUCUGGAGUAUGCUUGUAUGUAAUUACAGAAUUUUAUUUGAAAGAACGAGCAAUGUGGGCGUGUUUCAAUGUUGAUCCCCCAUGUUCUUAUGCUGCUGAAAAUUUGUAGCCAAUUGCUUAUGGAACAGCGAGCAAAUAUUCUCACGA
This is a messenger RNA of Physcomitrium patens, 1575 nucleotides long. RefSeq lists its product as uncharacterized. Lineage: Eukaryota; Viridiplantae; Streptophyta; Bryopsida; Funariales; Funariaceae. The record is from RefSeq and is a predicted model, not a curated record.